AAAAAGAAUGAACAUUUUAUUAAUUAUACAUUUCAUAGCCUGAGUCAAUCCACCAAUGUAUUGAUAAGGGAUUGUACAUAAUUAUAAUGAUCGAAAAAUGUUCAUCCCAUGCCAAUCCGUUGAUGUAUUUACGCCUUUUAACACUCAACAUCCUGACACUGGCGAGCGGGUCUUAAUCAUUAUUACUCUCUUAAAGUGGAUGAUUCAUAAUUUAUAGAGCGUGGAUGAGUCGCGUGGGGCGUUCCUAAACUCGCUUAAGGAAGUGUUCCGACCACUCAUCCUCAACUGCUGCUACUAACACGCAGCAGAGGCAGCAGCAGCAGCAAGACCAACAACAGCUACAACAGCAGCUGCGAGAUGCUGUUCCCGGCGGGACCACUCACCGCCAUGGUGACGACUGCCCUGCUGCUGCUACUGCUGAGCACCUGGCUACAGGUGCGUCUCUCUCAAGCCCAGGAUCCCAGCAGCGGACAUCCCGACACCGACGAAGAGUUGCGAAGCCGGGGGGUGGAGCGCUUCCUCAAGCCGGGCCUGGCCGCCUCGGUGCUGCUGCUGGAGCCCGAGCGUGGAGCGCUGUUCGUGGGGGCGCGUGGAGCCGUGCUGCGUCUCACGGCCGCCAACGUCACGUCCAAGCCCAGCCUCGUGAUCUCUUGGGAUGCUGAAGAAUCUUCCAGGGACCUAUGUAUCAGUAAAGGCAAGACGGUGGACGAGUGCCACAACCACGUGCGGGCACUGCACCUCAACGGCUCGCGCCUGCUGGCCUGUGGCACUGGCGCUUUCAGCCCUGUGUGCGCGCACUUUGACCCUGACAAUGGCACAAUGCUCAGCACAGUGGAUAUGACAAACAAGUUCGUGUACGACCCCGCGGGCCCAUGCAUCUCCGUGCUCAUCAAUAACAGCCUGUACUUGGCGACAAGCAAGGAUUUCCAUGCAAAGAUAAACAGCAUCUUCCGGACAGAUGGAUCUCAUAGAAUGUUUGCGACUGAGAGAAGCGCUGCUACCCUCAAUGAUCCUACCUUCGUGGCCUCGGAGGUGGUGGAGCCCGGCGAGGGAGGGGGCGGCCGCCACGUGUACUUCUUCUUCACCGAGACGGCCAUGGAGUACGACUACAUCCUCCAGCCGCGGGUGGCGCGCAUCGCUCGCGUCUGCACGGACGACAAGGGAGGGCGGCACAUUCUGCAGAAUAAGUGGACCUCCUUCGUGAAGCUGCAGCUCGAGUGCUCAGUGGCCGACCUGCAGCUGCCGUUCAGCAUCCUGCACGACGUCUCCACGCUGCGUCCGCCGCACUCCGGGGACAGGCGUGAAGACACGCGCUUCUACGCCCUGCUCGCCAUGCAGUGGGGAGACCUCCCGUACUCUGCCGUCUGCGAGUACACGCUGAGCGAUGUGGAGGAGGCCUUCGCUCGGCCGCCUAAAAGACCGUUCACCAUCGGGCCGGCAGGCUCCAGCACCGUCGAUCUGAGCCCCGGCACGUGCAUCACUCCUGACCUGAGAGGUCUCGGCAUUAAUUCGUCUGAAGACCUCCCGGACGAAUACCUGGCGUGGAUUAAAAACAACCCGAGGCUGCAGGAGACGCUGCGGCCCCGCGAAGGCCUCCCGCUGCUGCUGAGCCGCAGCCACGCGUACACGAGGGUGGCGGCCGCCACGGCAACCGCGCUGGACAACCGCACGCACCUCGUCCUCUACCUGGGCACGAGAACCGGGUCGUUACACAAGGCGGUGCGUGUGGACGGGAAGACUCGCAUCGUCUCACAGACGCAGCUCUUCGCUCACAACGAAUCCAUCCUCAGCAUCGUCGUGUCAGCCAGCACGGGCAUGCUGUACGUGGCGGCCUCCUCGGGCGUGGCCCAGCUGUCUCUGCACGGCUGUGCCAUGCACGGGGGCUGUGAGCGCUGCCUCCUGGUCCGAGACCCCUUCUGCGCCUGGGACACAUCUCGAUCCUUCUGCACGGCCGUGCGAGCAGGGGACUCUCCACGGAGCCUGCUGCAGAACCUGACGCAUGAAGACGCCCAGGCUUGCGGUGGUGCAGAGGAAGAAGAGACCAUUUUGGAGCGGCAGACAGGAAGCACGUGCAACAGCUAUCACAAGGAGAUGGUGACCGGGUGGAUCUUUUUCGUCUUGUCCGCCUUGUCCGCCUUAGUGUUAGGUGUGCUGCUGUGCAGACAGCAAGCGUGCUUUGAGUGCGUUAAGUACGAUCGCGCAAAGACGAUGAAGACAGUCCCUGACGGUGACUCCAAAUACACGGCGCAGAAUGGGAAUACGGCGGCCGGGCUGAGCAAACCUUAGCCCGCGCCCAGUGUCCGCCGCCGUCUCUCGUCAUGCGUGUGACAAGGAGGCUUGAGCUGGUCGAGGAGGAUCUUUAUUCUCAACGCCAACUCACACUUCCGCUGGUCAUCCAAAGCCAACCCCGAACUCUCCAACUCGGUCUCCUUUGUAUUCUUGGGUCUUUCGGUAAAGUCACGUAGAUAGGUUCAAAGAAAAUAACAAAAAAUAAAAAAAAACUACGGCUUUUCGAUCGCAUUAAAAGAAGGGGACGAAUGCUUGUGUUGCGAUCGAAACGUCGUAGUUUUUUUUUUACCUAUCUACAUGACUUUACCGAAAAACCCAAGAAUAUGAAUUCCUGCAGUCACGAAAGUUUUAAGUCAAGAUUCAGUCUCCUCUUAUAGCCCGUCUCCCCACUAUGCCGCCAAUCACCUCGGGUUUUUCCGCCUUUUUAUCAUCCUUCUCCGCACCAAUCCAAUCGGAGUGUCCUCCACUCCAGAGCCGGCCCUAGACCUUUGGGGGCCCUAAGCAAAAUUUGGUUGGAGGCCCCUUUGAUGUAUGAUUUUUUUCACCCACGAGCUAGCAGUGACUCUAGGGGGCCCUCUGCUGGCCACGGGGCCCUUUGCAAUUGCAAGGGUCGCUUAGUGGCUGGGCCGGCUCUGCUCACCACUCAAUCGUCGGAUUGCGUGUCGUGUACAGCAGUGCUUCAGUGACCCCUGACCCUUAACCCGUGGUUGUGCGGUGUUUGUGUGUGACGGUGGCAGACGCCGUGUCACCCUGCGGCAGCGACGGUGGCUGUUCGUACAUUUUACGUAAGACGAUCGCUCCUGCGGAAAGGUGUGACGCUUUGUAAAAGUGAUAAUCGGUGUGCAUGCUCGGGAUACAACGCAUCACGUAGUGCUGGCACGAUAAUUUUUUGCACAUGAGAGGGGGGGGGGCGUAUAAUUUUAAAAUAAAUUGCCUCCUUAUCACCUUUUUUAAAUGUAAACUAUACUCAUUUCAUCGCAACACUUUACAAUCCACAUUUCAUCGUUUUUAUUCAAUCUCCUGUACGAUGAACUCCAUUCACUCACGUCAUCCACCUUUCGAAUGUCUGCAACAAACAGUGAUGUUUUGCGAGUUACCAGGUUUCAUUCCAGUACACCCCUCAUCUUCAGAAUGUUUUGCAAGUUUCCAGGUGCAUCUAGCGGGAACACAUGCAGAGAUCAUUCAAGUAGAUUUUAGCGUAAUUGUCAACCCUACUGAUGUAAGCGGUGUGGCUGCAGGAUUUUACGCCCUUUUAAGCUCAAAACCAAGCAAAAAAAAUAAAGUAUUUAUUUUUCGAGCUUAGCUGUGAAUGUCGGUGUUACAGCAGCCUACGGCUUAACUCGGUCCAGUUGUGGACAUGUACGGGCUGAAUGUGUGUGCAGAGUUUACAAUGGAAAACAGACUCUUAAUUGAUAAUUGCGUUUUUACCCUUUCAUCUGGCAACAAAACUGACACAUUUUUUUACAGGGAAUCAUGUUUGCAUUGACCAUAAUACCUUCGGUCAGAAUGCAAACAAAAAACAAGGUGUCAGUUUUGCUGCCAAAUAAAAGGGUAAAAACCCAAUUAUCAUUUUUGCUACUGGCAAAGGAGGUUCCAAUGGAGACUCUUAAUUGUGAGCCGCCUCCAAAUAAUGAAAAAGCAUCCCACGUGUGUGAGAGGGUUGAGUUUUGAAGCGCCUCGUAAUUCUCCGGUCCAAGAGAAAGAGAAACGCUCCACAAUGAGAACUCGUUGGGCGUGGUUGGGGGGGGGGAUUGCUUUUACAACUUCAAAGGAGAUUUGUCUUAAGUGAGGAACUUUCCUCGGCUUCAUCUUCACGCUUGGGAAGGGUUACAACGCGGCACAGCGGCAGCGCUUUCGCCGCUCGUUGCAGACGGUAACGGCGUGAAUUCGGCGGCCGGCCUACACCGAGGUGUUUUGGUUAUGAACAGGAAUUCAUUUUCCUUUCAACCCCCAAGGCCCCCCACCUCCUCCCUUUAUUGUUGUUGAAAUUUUCUCCGAUUGACACUGUGGGUGUGCUGCGCCGUCUCGCACGCGGAUGGACGUCGGGCGCGCUGACGUAAUUCGCAAGCUGCCCCACAAACGUUUGGUCGGCGUCGUGGUCCGAAGUUGCCAAAUUCGAAAGCUGCCCGCAAACUCCUCAAUUGGGAUCAUGCGGAGAAAUCAUCGCCCCCCCCUCCUCCCGCUUACUGGCAGACCAAAGCCGACUUUGUGUCCACAGGGACAGCUGCCACUGGGGGUGCCCGUUCAAAUGUGUUGAGAUGUGAAGCACUCUGACCCGGUGUGCUACUCCUGUAACGCGUGACGCUGUUAGGUAGCCGUGAUUAUUGUCACCACGAUCUGUCCUCUUGUAACAACAUCGCAACCGUCGCGUGACGUGCGCCCGUGCAGUUACAGCCCAACUGCUCAGGGGACAUCCCUUGAGUAGGGACGCAGAGAUCUGUCAAAACGUGACCCCUCCCCCCUCCCUGUACGCACGCCGACUUUUUACACCCCCCCCCCCCCCACCUGCGUACGUACGCUGGACGCACCCCCCCCCCCCCGAAUCCUAUGGAACGGCCGGUAUUUAAACCACGCAGAAACGAUCAAGGAUGAAUAAUAUUAACGUAUUUAAGCAAACAGUCCACCGCCGGACUAUCGAACUCAUUUGAAGGCCAAUGUAGACAAAUUAUUAUCGAGGCUUCACCCCCGUACGCAAGCGUACGCAUUUGGGUUAACCCUCCCGCACUCCAUGCAUACGUACUAAAACAGUUACAACAAGUUAAACGCUUAUGCUGCUCAGAAUUUAUAUUCCUGCUCCAUGCAAGAAUUUCCAGGAGCCCUUUUUGUUACCACCUUCGAACAAACACGAUGCAUAUUUAUGCUUCGAAACUGAAGGCUUUUUUAAAUAUUUGUAUAGUGUUUUUUAUACACGUAUUUUUUUUAUAAUCAGUGUAUAAAGUGACAAUUAUUUGCACUUGCAUGUGUUUAUACUGUCGGUUAUAUACCUCGAGAAUCCUGCAUUCUGUCCAUUUCAGCACGGUCCUGAGUAGAGAAAAAACUCAAUAAUGUGAAGAGCCGAAAUGCACUGUGGUGAAGAGGAGGCCGGUAGGCCCUCCAU
Lethenteron reissneri (Far Eastern brook lamprey) is the source of this 5386-nucleotide messenger RNA. RefSeq names its product semaphorin-4D-like. Gene Ontology annotation, biological process: positive regulation of cell migration; semaphorin-plexin signaling pathway; neural crest cell migration. The record is from RefSeq and is a predicted model, not a curated record. Lineage: Eukaryota; Metazoa; Chordata; Hyperoartia; Petromyzontiformes; Petromyzontidae. Gene Ontology annotation, molecular function: semaphorin receptor binding; chemorepellent activity. Gene Ontology annotation, cellular component: plasma membrane.